AUGUCUGGCAGGAAGAUUGAGGUUCCUUCAGAAAACCCGCUGGGUCCCUGCCCUGGGGUGAUUUUUGGAGACCCAACAACCACAGCAGCCGCCAUUAUUGUUAUUCAAGAAUGGUGGGGUAUGAACCAACACAUCCAGGAUGUGGCCAAGCUGAUUGCCGAAAAGACCAACUUUGUGACCGUGGUGCCUGACCUCUACCGAGGGAAAGUGGCCAUCGAUCGGGAGACUGCAGGCCACUACGUCCAGGAUUUGAACUGGGAAGGUGCUGUGCAAGAUGUGGAUGCCUUCGCCAGGUACUUAAAAUCACAAGGGGUCAAGAAAGUUGGAGCCACUGGCUUCUGCCUGGGCGGAGCUAUAACCAUCGCAGUUGUUACCGAAUUUGACAGCGUGGAUGCAGCAGCCCCAUUCUAUGGCAUCCCCAGAGCAAACCAGAAAACCUACGACUACAGCAGAAUCAAAGUGCCCAUUCAGCUGCACUUUGGAGAGAAGGAUGAAGCCAAGGGCUUCUCCUCCCCAGAAGACUAUGAACCAUUCUACGCCAAACUGAAGGAGUACGGGGUCCCUGCGGAGCUGUACACUUAUGACGCAGGACAUGCCUUUGCCAACACGACAUCUCCCGGGUUCAACAAAGAAGCUUAUGAGCUUAGUUUUAGUCGGAUCUUUGCGUUUUUUGAGAAAAAUCUGAAGUAA
Molecule: messenger RNA, 690 nt
Organism: Candidula unifasciata
Lineage: Eukaryota; Metazoa; Mollusca; Gastropoda; Stylommatophora; Geomitridae
Source: the annotation of a GenBank genome assembly